AUGUCCCCACCAUCCAUCUGGCCUCACCUCCAUGUCCCCACCAUCCAUCUGGCCUCACCUCCAUGUCCACACCAUCCGUCUGGCCUCACCUCCAUGUCCCCACCAUCCACCUGGCCUCACCUCCAUGUCCCCACCAUCCGUCUGGCCUCACCUCCAUGUCCCCACCAUCCGUCUGGCCUCACCUCCAUGUCCCCACAAUCCGUCUGGCCUCACCUCCAUGUCCCCACCAUCCGUCUGGCCUCACCUCCAUGUCCCCACCAUCCUUCUGGCCUCACCUCCAUGUCCCCACCAUCCAUCCGGCCUCACCUCCAUGUCCCCACCAUCCGUCUGGCCUCACCUCCAUUUCCCCACCAUCCGUCCGGCCUCACCUCCAUGUCCCCACCAUCCGUCUGGCCUCACCUCCAUGUCCCCACCAUCCGUCUGGCCUCACCUCCAUGUCCCCACCAUCCGUCUGGCCUCACCUCCAUGUCCCCACCAUCCAUCUGGCCUCACCUCCAUGUCCCCACCAUCCGUCUGGCCUCACCUCCAUGUCCCCACCAUCCGUCUGGCCUCACCUCCAUGUCCCCACCAUCCAUCUGGCCUCACCUCCAUGUCCCCACCAUCCGUCUGGCCUCACCUCCAUGUCCCCACCAUCCGUCUGGCCUCACCUCCAUGUCCCCACCAUCCAUCUGGCCUCACCUCCAUGUCCCCACCAUCCGUCUGGCCUCACCUCCAUGUCCCCACCAUCCAUCUGGCCUCACCUCCAUGUCCCCACCAUCCAUCUGGCCUCACCUCCAUGUCCCCACCAUCCAUCUGGCCUCACCUCCAUGUCCCCACCAUCCGUCUGGCCUCACCUCCAUGUCCCCACCAUCCGUCUGGCCUCACCUCCAUGUCCCCACCAUCCGUCUGGCCUCACCUCCAUGUCCAGUGUUUGGUCUGAAGGUGGUGAAGAUCGACUCUAAGAACCACGUCUACAUCCUCAUCACCAAACUGGAGCAGCUAGAGGGAGAAUCUUUCAACAUGUAG
Molecule: messenger RNA, 1005 nt
Organism: Oncorhynchus kisutch (coho salmon)
Lineage: Eukaryota; Metazoa; Chordata; Actinopteri; Salmoniformes; Salmonidae
Product: SH3 domain-containing protein C23A1.17-like
Exons: 2
Coding region: 1-1005 (334 amino acids)
Source: RefSeq, a predicted model, not a curated record